Eutrema salsugineum is the source of this 1800-nucleotide messenger RNA. RefSeq names its product probable beta-1,4-xylosyltransferase IRX10L. The transcript has 4 exons. Gene Ontology annotation, biological process: plant-type secondary cell wall biogenesis; glucuronoxylan biosynthetic process. NCBI's taxonomy places the organism in Eukaryota, Viridiplantae, Streptophyta, Magnoliopsida, Brassicales, Brassicaceae. The coding region runs from base 376 to 1626 and encodes 416 amino acids. Gene Ontology annotation, molecular function: glucuronoxylan glucuronosyltransferase activity; 1,4-beta-D-xylan synthase activity. The record is from RefSeq and is a predicted model, not a curated record.
UUCUCUGUCAUUUGCUUUCCGAAUAAUGGGUGGCAUUAAACGACAUCGUGUAAGCGUCGCACGAACCUUCUUCCUCCUCUCUUCGCAUCUUGAAACAAAAUUCGAUGUGCUCUCACUUUCAAUUCUGGGCGUGAUCUAGUAGGAAUCGGCAGCGAAUUUUAUAUUUUGUUCCACUUUCGAAGUCACAAUCUCGACGAACUCUUUCUAGCAACUACCUCUUCUUCUGAUAUUUCAACUGUCUUUUCUUCUUCUUCUUCUUCUUCUUCUGCUAAGCCAACCUUCAUAUACAUAUAUUUUCUUCCGAUAAACUGGGAGUCUGUGUGUUUUAGUUUUUUUCUUAUUUGUAUGAGGAGGCAAACUUUCUGAGAGGUUGAAAUGAAGUUUUCGAGCUGGAUUUUGAUCUUCCUCGUUUGUAAUCUUACCGUCUCGACGAUUUCUGCUUUCCGUCUGAGCCGAAGUCAACCAACCGAGCGAAUUUCAGGUAGUGCUGGUGAUGUGUUGGAAGAUGAUCCCGUGGGAAGACUGAAAGUCUUUGUUUAUGAGCUUCCAAGCAAAUACAACAAGAAGAUACUACAGAAGGACCCGAGAUGUCUCACCCACAUGUUUGCUGCUGAGAUCUAUAUGCAACGGUUUCUUUUGUCCAGUCCAGUUCGAACACUUAAUCCUGAGGAAGCUGAUUGGUUCUACGUCCCAGUGUACACCACUUGUGAUCUCACUCCAAACGGGCUUCCUCUGCCCUUUAAAUCUCCCCGAAUGAUGAGAAGUGCUAUUCAGCUCAUUGCUUCCAACUGGCCUUACUGGAACCGCACUGAAGGAGCUGACCACUUCUUUGUUGUGCCUCAUGACUUUGGAGCCUGCUUCCAUUAUCAGGAAGAGAAGGCAAUAGGAAGAGGAAUACUACCCUUGCUUCAACGGGCUACACUGGUGCAGACAUUUGGUCAGAGAAAUCAUGUUUGCUUAAAAGAAGGUUCAAUCACUGUUCCUCCGUAUGCUCCACCGCAGAAGAUGCAGUCACACUUGAUUCCCGAGAAAACUCCUCGAUCCAUCUUCGUUUAUUUCAGAGGAUUGUUUUAUGACGUGGGAAAUGACCCCGAGGGUGGUUAUUAUGCGAGGGGCGCACGAGCAGCUGUGUGGGAAAACUUCAAGGACAAUCCACUGUUCGACAUCUCAACAGAGCACCCGACAACAUAUUAUGAGGACAUGCAGAGAGCAAUCUUCUGCUUAUGCCCACUUGGAUGGGCCCCAUGGAGUCCAAGACUUGUGGAAGCCGUGAUCUUCGGUUGCAUCCCUGUGAUCAUAGCAGACGACAUCGUCCUACCUUUUGCAGAUGCGAUCCCUUGGGAAGAUAUUGGUGUGUUUGUUGAUGAGAAGGAUGUUCCUUACCUGGACACAAUACUGACAUCGAUCCCACCGGAGGUUAUACUGAGAAAACAGAGGCUGUUGGCUAACCCGUCGAUGAAACAGGCGAUGCUGUUCCCGCAACCGGCUCAACCAGGGGAUGCGUUUCAUCAAGUGUUGAAUGGAUUGGCUCGUAAGCUGCCUCAUGAGAGGAAUGUGUAUCUUAGACCAGGUGAGAAGCUGUUGAACUGGACGGCAGGACCGGUUGCUGAUCUGAAACCUUGGUGAGGACAAAGGUGAUAGAAGAGAGGUGGAAUUUGAUAGAAUUGAUUCUUUUGGUUAUUGGUUGUUCUCUUCUUGUUUCUGUAUUUUGUAGAAUCAGAACCCUUUUUUCUUCUUUUUAUUUGUUCUGUAGAACGGAAAAUGCUUCAUCAUUGUAAUGAAACUAGAAUCUUUUUGAGA